CCUAUCUCAGAAGCCUUGUUGACGAUGAGCCAUCGGGUCAUGUUGACAAACGGACUGGAAACCCCCGCGCAGUGUGGUUUACCCCGGAUCUUGAGCUUGCAGGGACGACGACCCUGCUGAUUGGGACUCUUUGGUCAGCAAGCGAGGCAUGCUCGAGGCAGGGGAGGGGUUGAGCCAGAACAGACGUCUCUUUUUCGUAUCUUGGCUCUGAUAACGUCCAGCUGAUGCGUACCGAGCCAACAGACAUGCAAUCAGAUUGACUUAUAGAUAUCCAUUGGGGCUCCUCCCUGUUCGAUGAUACAUCGCAGGACUUAACGACGCAACGCGCAACUCCUUUGGUUCAUCUAAACUCUCACUUGUCGCCAAAGGUUUCAUCUGCUCACCACGAUCCCGACAAGGUUCUCGUGCCAACUGUGCAGACGGGUGCCAAUUCGCCGGACCAUUACUCGAACUCGAGAAGAACACCGCGUCGUCCUCGGUAAGAUGGGUGUCAAGCAAGUCUUCACCGAGUCGACCUUCGCCAAGUACAUUUCGGCAAUAAGAGAGUCGCCUCGAGAACUGAUCUCGAACCGAAAGCUCUUGCUCACCGCCGCCCUCUAUGCCACGAGCGGCAUUCCCAUCACAUGGGACCAAGGCUCGUCCUCGGUGGUGCCGUCCCUCCCCGGGUUCCAGAAGGACUUCGGAAUCACCUCGGCCACGAACCCAACUCAGGUCUCCAACUUCAUCUCUUUCGUCUAUAUCGGCGCUGGAAUCGGUGCCGGCCUGUCAUUUUUCCUCAAUGACCGCAUUGGGCGCAUGUGGUCUUAUCGCUUCUAUAUGACCAUCUGGAUCAUCGGACAAAUCAUCGCGACUGUGUCGAUGGGUAAUAUCGGCGCCCUUUACUUUGCUCGCAUCGUCUCAGGCAUGGGAAUCGGUGCCCUAACAGUCACUGGACCUGUCAGCAUCGUCGAGAUUGCCCCUACCGAGAUUCGUGGUCUCCUGGCAGUCUGGUUCAGCGUUGCCAUGCUGCUUUCCUUGACUGUAUCGGUCUUCAUCGUCUACGCCUGUUUCAUUCAUGUCGCCGUCGGCAGACUCCAGUAUCAGAUUGUCUUCUUCUCUCCGACUAUCGUCAUGGCCAUCCUCAUCGCGGCAAGCUUCCUGCUCUACGAAAGUCCUCGCUGGCUGUUCAUUGCUAGACGGGACGAUGAGGGCAUCCGAAAUUUGACGGCUCUCCGAGGGCUGCCGGUUGAUCACCCCCGCGUGGCGACCGAGAUCGAAGACAUCAAGGAUCAGAUUGCCAAAGAGGAGGAGAAAUUCGGACGCAACCCCGGCUUUGUCGUCUUGGUGAAAGAUGCCUUCCUGGUCCCCUCCAAUUUGCGUCGUGUGCAGCAAGCCGUUCUGUCGUACGCUCUUGCUCAACUUUCUGGAGCAAACAGCGUCACAUCCUACCUCGUUCCUAUUUUGAGCAUGCUCGGACUUGGUGGCGGUACUGCUCGAAGCUUGUUCCUUAGCGGCAUGUACAGCAUGGCCAAGUUCUUCUUCACUCUGAUUGCCAGUUUCUUCUUCAUCGAUGCUCUCGGUCGCCGUCGCAGUCUGUUCACUGGUAUCACUAUCCAGAUGAUCUCUGAUUUGUACAUCGGUGUCUUUAUCAAGUACCGCCAGGAGGGCAACGUUGCACCGGGAUCUAGCGAAGCUGCUAUCGCCGCUGUCUUCAUUCACGGAUUCGGAUACGCCGUCGGCCUCCUCGUACUGCCUUAUGUCUUUGGUGCUGAGCUGUGGCCCAACCACCUCCGCUCUUUCGGCAGCGCUUUUGCACAAUUCUUUCACUGGUUGUUUUUCUUCGGAGUCAACAAGGGCAUGCCCUCGCUGCUCAGCCAGACUCACAACUGGGGCGCCUUCAUUUUCUUUGCAGGAUGGUGUUUCCUGUCGUUGAUCUACGUCUACUGCGUUGUGCCUGAAACAUCUCUGCAGAGCUUGGAGCAACUGGACGAGCUCUUCAAAGGGCCCUGGUGGAACGUUAGCCGCAGAGCCAAACAACUGAAGCAGCAAGCUCGAGAGCAGGAUGCAAUCAUUGAAGCACAAGAAAGCGAUCAGCACAGCGAGCCCGACUCCAGCAUUGAGAAGAACGGCGCGCGUGCGGUCAGCCAGAAAGUUUGAUCACGCGCGUAACUACAGGAAGGCUUGAAGGCACGGGGAGAUCGGGUUUGGGGAAGCUGUCGUCGGAUUUCAUAGGCGGCCGCAAGAGUCUUCAUAAUGACUAGAUCUUACAUUGAAAUAGGCUUCAAUCGAUAAAGUAAUGUUUGAAUUGUCG
Molecule: messenger RNA, 2290 nt
Organism: Colletotrichum phormii
Lineage: Eukaryota; Fungi; Ascomycota; Sordariomycetes; Glomerellales; Glomerellaceae
Product: putative sugar transporter
Exons: 4
Coding region: 484-2136 (550 amino acids)
Biological process (GO): carbohydrate transport; transmembrane transport
Cellular component (GO): membrane
Molecular function (GO): carbohydrate:proton symporter activity
Source: RefSeq, a predicted model, not a curated record